AUGGUACCGGUACCGUCAACGUAUUCAUUCGAAAUUUUCCGGCUGAACCAAAAGCCAAAUCAACAUCCAGAACAACCGGUCCGUAUGGGCAAGAUAUCUGUAGAACAGACACUUGGGCUUCGUCAUUCGGUGUUGUGGCCUGACAUGCCUUUGUCGCAAGUGUGUCUUCCCGAGGAUAGCUCAGGGAAGCACUUCGGCGCCCUGUUACCUCACUCUGACGAACCUAUUGCCGUCAUCUCGCUCUUCGUCGAAGAACUGCCGAUCGAUAAGAACAUUACAUCGGACGUGCCACCGUCUGCACACGAGCAGGAGCAACAGCAGGUGCAGCAGAGAAUGACUUAUGGACAUUCGGCAGAUGACGCCAUCGAUUCCAAACGCCCACGAAUCGUGGUGCGCUUCCGGAAAUUCGCGUGUGCCCCGCGUUAUCAGGGCAAAGGACUUGGGACCCAACUCCUCGCAUACGCCUUAUCGAUCGCCCGAUCUGAGCUGGAUGCCACGAUAGCGUGGUGCGACGCACGAACAUCGAGUGCAUUGUGGUAUGAGAAACGAGGUCUUCGACGGUUUGGCAAGAUCUUCUACAAAGGACCUGUGGAGUACGUUCGCAUGUGGAUCGACUUACGGGAUUAUCCAGGUCGUGAGCUCUCUCAGCCAGUUAAAGGUCGUGUUUCGGCACUUGUGGUGGCCGCGGUCGACAAUAUGAAGCCCGAGUUGGACGCUUCCACUCAUUAG
This is a messenger RNA of Psilocybe cubensis, 729 nucleotides long. RefSeq lists its product as uncharacterized. The transcript has 2 exons. Gene Ontology annotation, molecular function: acyltransferase activity, transferring groups other than amino-acyl groups. The coding region runs from base 1 to 729 and encodes 242 amino acids. The record is from RefSeq and is a predicted model, not a curated record. NCBI's taxonomy places the organism in Eukaryota, Fungi, Basidiomycota, Agaricomycetes, Agaricales, Agrocybaceae.